AUGAGUCUAUCAUGUGGUAUCAGAGCCACUUCGUGUAAAGGCUGUGUUGCUCUUUGUUUAAAACUUCGUAUUCAUCAUUUCUGGUUUUUAUCGUACGAUGUUGAGUUCCGAGGAAGGAACUCCAAUUCAAAGGUGAACAAGAAGAUGUUGGAAUCCAUCGAAGCCGUUAUCAAAAGGAUGAUUGAUGAGAAACUUGGUGUAUUACAAUUGAAUCGGGUUGCUACGAAACCGGUUUCACGUCAACCAAUAGAACAAGUCAUUAUCGCGAAAAGCUACAAAAUAAUGAAAUCGUUAACAGUAGCACCACAACAAAAGAGCAUACUGAGAAGGAAUUGCUGGAGCUUUUAA
This is a messenger RNA of Arabis nemorensis, 348 nucleotides long. The record is from the annotation of a GenBank genome assembly. Lineage: Eukaryota; Viridiplantae; Streptophyta; Magnoliopsida; Brassicales; Brassicaceae.